This is a messenger RNA of Bufo gargarizans (Asiatic toad), 6811 nucleotides long. RefSeq names its product MTSS I-BAR domain containing 1 (gene MTSS1). The record is from RefSeq and is a predicted model, not a curated record. The transcript is spliced from 15 exons. Gene Ontology annotation, molecular function: phospholipid binding; actin binding. Gene Ontology annotation, biological process: plasma membrane organization; adherens junction maintenance; positive regulation of actin filament bundle assembly. Gene Ontology annotation, cellular component: actin cytoskeleton; cytoplasmic side of plasma membrane. Lineage: Eukaryota; Metazoa; Chordata; Amphibia; Anura; Bufonidae. Bases 1 to 2313 code for a protein of 770 amino acids.
AUGGAGGCUGUGAUAGAGAAGGAGUGCAGUGCCCUGGGGGGUCUGUUCCAGACCAUCAUCAGCGACAUGAAGGGAAGUUACCCAGUUUGGGAAGAUUUUAUUAACAAAGCUGGAAAACUGCAGUCACAGCUCAGGACCACCGUGGUGGCGGCUGCAGCGUUCCUGGACGCCUUCCAAAAGGUAGCUGACAUGGCAACCAACACCCGGGGGGCGACCCGAGAAGUUGGUUCUGCUUUGACCAGAAUGUGUAUGAGACAUCGCAGCAUCGAGUCCAAACUCAGACAGUUUUCCAGAAUCCAUUACAAGAGCAGGUGGAGGAAUGGAAGAAGGUUGCAAAUCAACUUGACAAGGAUCACUGCAAAAGAAUACAAAAAGGCUCGUCAAGAAAUCAAGAAGAAGUCAUCAGACACCCUUAAACUGCAGAAAAAAGCUAAGAAAGGGAGAGGAGAUAUACAGCCCCAGCUGGACAGCGCUCUACAAGAUGUCAAUGACAAGUACCUUCUCCUGGAGGAAACGGAGAAACAAGCGGUCAGGAAAGCCCUUAUCGAGGAGCGCAGCCGCUUCUGCUCCUUCAUCUCCAUGCUGCGGCCUGUCAUAGAGGAAGAGAUUUCAAUGUUGGGGGAGAUCACACACUUGCAGACCAUAUCUGAAGACCUGAAGACCCUAACCAUGGAUCCACAUAAACUUCCUUCUGCCAGUGAACAGGUGAUUCAUGAUUUAAAAGGCUCAGACUAUAAUUGGUCUUACCAGACUCCACCCUCGUCUCCGAGUACCACCAUGUCUCGCAAAUCCAGUGUCUGCAGCAGUCUGAACAGCGUUAACAGUAGUGACUCCAGAUCCAGUGGUUCCCACUCACACUCACCCACUUCGCACUAUCGCUAUCGCAGCUCCAAUCUGCCCCAGCAGGCCCCGAUGAGACUGUCCAGCGUCUCCUCCCAUGAUUCCGGCUUCAUCUCCCAGGAUGCUUUUCAAUCAAAGUCUCCGUCCCCCAUGCCGCCGGAAGCUGUCAACCAGAAUUCGUCCAGUUCAGCUUCAUCCGAAGCCUCUGAGACCUGCCAGUCCGUGAGCGAGUGCAGCUCUCCGACUUCUGUGAGUUCUGGAUCUACCAUGGGAGCGUGGGCCUCCACUGAUAAGUUGUCUAAUGGGUAUUAUCACUAUAGUUUGUCCAGUGACCUGUCCACCACAGGUCAUUUCACCCAUUUCCCACUCCCAGUCUCACGUCCUUGGACCCGGUCUAGCUCAGAUUGUCAACACUAUUACACCAUUGGGCCGGGCGUGUUACCAUCGUCUAAGAUCCCCAGCUGGAAGGACUGGGCUAAGCCAGGUCCAUACGACCAACCUAUGGUGAACACUCUUCAGAGGCGUAAACGUGAAGCCGAUUCCAGCGGAGGAGCCUAUAUCUCAACUCUAGGACUGACCAGCGAUGCCCGAUUGUACAGGAAUGCCGGUGUACCUGCAGCAUUUAGGCAAGGUGAAGAAACAGAGAACUGCGACGAGUUGGCUCUGGCGUUGAGCAGAGGAUUGCAGCUUGACACGCAGAGGAGUAGCAGAGAUUCCUUGCAAUGUUCUAGUGGAUACAGCACACAGACGACAACCCCUUGCUGUUCAGAAGAUACCAUCCCUUCCCAAGUUUCAGAUUACGAUUACUUCUCGGUGAGUGGAGACCAAGAACCUGACCAACAGGAUUUUGAUAAAUCUUCCACCAUCCCUCGAAACAGUGAUAUCAGCCAGUCCUACAGGAGGAUGUUCCAAGCCAAACGUCCUGCCUCCACCGCUGGGCUACCAGCCACUUUCGGACCUGUGAUCACACCUGGUGUGGCCACCAUUCGUAGGACACCAUCCACCAAGCCAUCAGUGAGACGUGGCACUAUUGGUGGAGGUCCCAUACCGAUAAAGACACCGGUUAUACCCGUUAAGACCCCCACAGUGCCAGAUAUGCCAGGUGGGCUCCCCACCAGCACAAGUGAAGAAUACCCUGAGCAAAGCCCCGACAACCCUUCCCUCGUAGAAGCUUCCAUCGGAGAAAUGCCAACUUCACUGUGGAGCGGACAGGCUUCUGUAAACCCCCCAGUCCCGGGACCACAAGGCAUGAUUGUGGAGGAACAGAGGCAAGGAAGGUCAGAAAAUGAUGAAGAUGAUGAUGAUCAGGAUGGAUCUUUCAUCCCUGAUGCCCCGGUUCAAGCCCAUCCAGAGCCAACAGAGUCUGCUCCAGAAGAGGCACCUCAAGGAGAUGACAUGCUUUAUGCUAUCCGCCGUGGAGUUAAACUUAAGAAAACCAGCACAAAUGAUCGCUCGGCCCCUCGUCUCUCCUAGAGAUUUGGGACACUAUGGCCGGGACUACAGAACUUUCACCCUGGUGACUCCCUUUAACCCAUUCCAGUCCGUGACCGGCGGAUUGUCUAGGAGCGUACACAGGGUUGACUCUUAAUAAAAGAAGAUAAAUCUAUAUAUUCUCACAGUUAAGCAGAGUAGAAGAGUUACUAUCUGUCCGUGUCCCCAUGCUGUAAAAAGUCUUCUGACUUCUGCACAUAGUUAUUCCCCUCUCAGUUUUUUUCUGGUUAUUUUUGGCCCCUCCCAAUUUUUUUGUUCCCGUUUUUUCCAUAAAGUGCCAAAAUCUUUUUUUUUUUCCAUUUUGUAUCUAGACGUCUUUGUAAAUUUUCAAACUGCUUUAAAUGGGAUAAGGAACAAGUGUGCAUCGUAAUAGAAGAAGGACUGUUUUUGUGAACCCCCACCCCACCAUCGAAAAGAAAAAAAAUAACUUUGUAUAGAUCAAGCAUGAGCAUACCUUUUGUGGCAUGAUGGGAGAUGUAGUUCAACAACCGUUGCAGUCAGAGGAUGAUAAGGUGUAGACCACCUCCGAAUCACCGCAGCUUAGUUUUUUCCUAUACACAACUACAAGCUUACUUUUUAAUGAUUAUUAUUUUAAAAUAUUUUUUUUUCACAUUUUUUUUAACUGUUAAAAAUUAUUAACAAUUAAAAGCAAUAUAAUAAAAAAAUAAGUAGCAUGUAACCAGGGGGAAUAAAGGGUUAAGAACGUUAUGAUAUAACAUAGGCUGUCAUACACGUCACCUGUAAUCUAGUCAUCGCCUGUAGCUCCAUGAUAGAAGAUUCAAGCCAGUCCAGACCACUAAUCCAUGGAGUGCUUUCCACCUCCGUCAGUAUACACGUCAUAUGUAAUAUAUCAGACCAGUCAUGUCACUUUUAGUACUGUGUGUAAUGUCUUACUAGGCAGGAAUUUAAAGGAUUUGUACAGGAUUUUAUUUUAUUUUUUCUUGUCAAAUCAGCACCACCCUUGCACAUAGGUCGUGAUCGGUAUUACAGCUCAGCUCUAGUCAAGUGAUUGGGGCAGAGCUGCAAUACCACACACAACCUGUAAACUGCUUUGAUGCUGUUUCUGGAAGAAAUUUGCUAUUUUUUUUAUUUAUUUUUUAUCUAAUCCUGUACAACCCCAUAGUUGGCAGCCAUUUUGUGGGCUAAAGCAAUAGCUAUUUAAUGAGAUAUCACAUCUAGAAUACGGACAUCGGGAACUAGCACAUGAAAUGGUUGCCAUAUCUGAAAGUUGGUGAUAUGUCCCUGCUGGGUUUUACUGUAUCGUAAAGCACUCAGUUUUUAGUUUUUUUUUUAUAGAUAUGUGCGCUCACACUAUCUCACCAAGUACUAACAUAAGGGGUUAAGUAUAAUGUUAAAUCUAAAAAAACUGAAAAAAAAAAAGGCUAAGGCAAUUAUAAAGGUAUUAAACGUUUAAGGUAGUUGGAAGUUCACAGAUGUAAAAUAGAGUAAAAAUUUAAUAAAAUGUAACAAAAAUAAAAAUUAAAAAAAUUUGCUUAUUCACAUUUAAGAUCCAGCUGGCUGGGUCGAGUUUGCAACCUUUGAUCGCAUCCAAAUGACACUUUACACGCACACGUCGCUGUUCAGUAUUGUGGAGGCAAAUGGUUUUACAAAAUAAAAAUACAUUUUUUUAGUAAAUAUUUUCACAUUUUUUUACACUAAUUUGGCACAGGACUUAAAUGGAACGAAGGAAAAUUCAGUUUCAAGGACAUUCUCUUUGGGUUAUAUGUUAUGUAUUUUAUGACUGUUUAAUGGUAGGAAAUAGCACUGUAGCACAAAUAAAUUGUAUGUAUAUAGAAUAAUACAAAUUACACUACUUUAAUAGGUCAAAUGAAAUCUAUAGAAGUUUUUGGAAAAUGGAAGAUCCGGGUAGAGAAACCAGUGAAAUGGUUUUAGGCCAUCUGGACAUACAGUGACUCCCGAUUCAGUAUCAUAAAACAGCCAAUUUUACAAAUGUAGAGUUUUAACAAUUCUUGAACUUCUGCCCUGAUGGUAUUCCAAAAAUGUAGAAUCUUUUUGAGAUAUUCACUGAGACAGCUAUGGUCAGCUGGAUGUGAGAAGAUGGUGCCAGAAAAUCAGGAUGAACACUACAGCUCCAGAGUAAAUUCUGCCCUGUGUAUAAAAAAGUGAUCAGUCAUCGGUCUGAGGGCCACUAUUUUGGUACCUGAGAUGUUUGGCACUGGAUUGAUGGUUCUCCAUGUUGGCAAAGUAAUAUAUAAGAAAUUAUAUAUCUAUAAAGUGAGGGGAAAAUAACACUCAAAGGGUUGCACCAUCAAAAUGACCACUUACCGGACCUCACACCAUCUCGAAGAGGGGAAAAAAGUGUCUAUGUUUUAUGUUUCUUUCAUUUUAGAAAUUUUUAGAAAUGAAGGGUUUUUAUGUUUUGUAUUUUUCUUUUAAUAGAUGAGGUCCAUAGCGUUUGGCAUCAAUUUCUUUUAAAAUAAAAAAACGCUAAUUGAUCCCUCGGGUACCUACAAUCACAUUCAUCGCAAUUAGAUUGCAGACCUCAUUCUAAAACGGAGAUGUUGCAGAUGCCAGGCCCCCAUGUAUAGCGCUUAAGUCCCUUCCCUCGCCUCCCAAGGACCUUUUUUUUUUAAAAGCCCUCCCCAACACAAGGUCCCCUUUUCUAUCUAUAAAUGGCAUCGAUAUUGAUAAAUAUUUUUUCUAGAGCAAUAUCACUUGUAGAAACGCAUUUCAGGGUAAGGACUGGCAGACGGGAUUUAGAGGGGAAGUACACAGCAGGUUACCAACGCCCGAGCCCCCAGGCUCAUUGGAUAAAUGAUGCCAAAAUGCAAUAUUGUCAAUGGUGCUAGUCUCAGAAAACCAACUCUGCAAAAUUCUUUGUUGGCUGUCGAUGUAAAGUAACAUGUGAAGUUGUUGUGUUUCAUGUAUGAAGACGUACGCUGCUGUGAUUCCUUCCGAGAUGUUAUGUCGCAGUACAGCAUACUUAAAUGACAUGAUUAUAGGGGAAAAAAGUCUGUUUUUUUUAUAUAAAUCCCGUGAGAUUUUUCUUUCCAAAUCCAGAAAAGCCUGACCAGCCAUCCACUGUCUGAGUUCAUAGCAAGCAUGAUGAACACCUAUAUGGCAGCCAUUUUGUAGUAAGCGUACUAAGUGUAGAUGGCAAGCUAGCUAAAAUUAUAGAGGACAGUCAUUUUGUCUUGGCCUAAGGCCGCUUUCACAUGGCUGUAGUAUGGGUGUUAUACUCACAUCAACAUAUGAGUCCUGUUCAGUAGAACCACAGGAGCACUAAGUCCGCUUCAGUAGAACCUCAUUAGGUGCAGAUAUUGCAACUAUAAUAGAGACCCUAAAAUGCACCUGUAUUAUAGACGUGUGCAAGCGACCUAAGAAUUACCACUUUGGCUCAAACAUGUUAUGGUCUCUAGCGAAUUGGUUGCCUGCCCAUGAAUAUUGGUACAGGCUACAAAAUGGCUGCCCCCUGUGCAUUUGGCUCUAGAAAUAAUCCACGUAACAAGCUAACUGAAAUCAAAGGAUGCCAUUUUGUUCACUCUCACAGUAAGUGAUGAAGUUGAUAAAAUCACAGUAGGCAGCCAUUUUGUCUGAAGAAAUGUUCCUUUAAGAAUACCACUAAUGCUUAAAGGGGUUUUGUAAUAAAUGCAAAACCUUGUCAGACCAUUGUAGAUGGUGAUCCCUAAGCUCUUGUGGACCUCAGCGAUCCACGUAACACUUCAUGUUUUGUGCAGUAGCUGCCGCACUGUAACAUGCAUUACAGGCCGUUUUUCCUGCCUAAAUCAACUUGCUUGACGGGAGUCAGCCCCACGGUAAUCAGCUGAAUGCCUCGGCGGCUCUCAACUGAAAGGGGUGGUCUCUAAAUAGUACGGUGAUUGACUACGUACUUGUGACUGUAGGUACAGACCACAAAAUGGCUGCCCCCACUGCACGUCCACUUUGAACAAGAUUCAUAUGAAAACCUUUAAGUACACGGCGAGCUAGGCGAAAUCAUAGUAGACAUUUUGUACCAAGCGAUAUCCCUAGCUUCUAGUGAAAUCAAUUGGCUGCCUACUCGUGAGUGUUGAUGUAGCCCACAAAAUGGCCACCCCCCUGCGCGCGUAGGGCUGUCGGGUCCACCUUUUUUUUUUAAUAAAAGGAAACAGUUAUCCAUGUCUGAAAUGAACUAAGUGGCUAGUAUGAAAUAUGUGGUUGUCAUUGCCCUUAAACGUUUUAGUAUGAGACUCUCACCCACGUUCACCAUAGGAUUAUGCCCUAUUUUUUUGUUGUUCUGUUUUGUGUUUCUUUUGCAUAUUGUAUGGCAGUGUCAUGGCAGAAGAAACGAGUCAUUGGGAAUCCGUGACUUUUCUGCUCUUGUGUUUAGUUGCUAGUUUGUACUGAGAGUUGACCUCUCCCUGUGCAGGUUGUUUUACAUUGUUUAAAUGACUUUUUGCUGUAACUGUGCCUCCCUGUACAUUGUAACAAUUGCUUCAGCCUACAUAAAAAAAAGAAUAAAAAGAAAAACUGGAUAAAGGCA